This is a messenger RNA of Thalassophryne amazonica, 3063 nucleotides long. RefSeq names its product tetratricopeptide repeat protein 39C-like. Lineage: Eukaryota; Metazoa; Chordata; Actinopteri; Batrachoidiformes; Batrachoididae. Gene Ontology annotation, molecular function: protein binding. The record is from RefSeq and is a predicted model, not a curated record. Bases 221 to 2008 code for a protein of 595 amino acids. The transcript is spliced from 14 exons. Gene Ontology annotation, biological process: otolith morphogenesis; cilium assembly.
ACUAACAAACUACUGGUCAGACGGCAGAAUACGGAACGAGAUCGGCCGAGCCGCUGUUGGAAAUGCUAACUUGCUCAGUUGUAGCAGUUAUCUAACUGUCUGUCUGUUGCUUGGCCUCUUUUGGGUCAGAAUAUGUAUUUCGGUGCGUUUGGCCGGGUCUGCUCGUCGUGCAGGUGAGCUUAGCGGUUCUGAGCCUCCGGCGGGUGUCGGUUUUCUCCCCAUGGCGGACACACCGGAACCGAGCCGUGGGAGCGCGGAGGAGGACGAGGAGGAGAAACCGAACCGCAUCGACGACGCAGAACUGGCGUUGAAAGGAAUCAACAUGCUGCUCAACAACGGCUUCAAGGAGAGCGACGAGCUCUUCAGGACGUACAGGAACCACAGCCCUUUGAUGAGCUUCGGGGCCAGUUUUGUGAGUUUUCUGAAUGCCAUGAUGACUUUUGAAGACGAGAAAAUGCAGAUGGCCUUUGAGGACCUGAAGGCUACAGAGAAACUGUGCGAGAGCGAAAACAGUGGUGUUAUUGAGACCAUUAAAAACAAGAUCAAGAGGAACGUGGACCCUCAGAAGUCGGGCAUGGCCGCAGUGGAUCGACUCCAGAGGCAGGUCAUCAUCGCGGACUGUCAGGUUUACCUCGCGGUGCUGUCGUUCGUCAAACAGGAGCUGUCAGCGUACAUCAAAGGAGGCUGGAUCCUUCGCAAAGCCUGGAAGCUGUACAACAAAUGUUACAGUGACAUCACACACCUGCAAGAGGGAAAACGGAGGAGCCCCGACCAACAAGGUAGGCCGUCGCCGCCUCUGUCUUCCUGCACCGACCAGUCCGUGCACAGCUGCGCCUCGCACUCUGAGUCCAGCCCGUCCCGCCGGCUGGAUGGCAUCAGCACAGAGGCUCUGGACAGGCUGAAGGGCGCCGUCAGCUUUGGUUAUGGCCUCUUCCACCUCUGUAUCUCCAUGGUGCCGCCGCACCUCCUGAAGAUUGUCAACCUGCUGGGGUUCCCCGGUGACCGUCACCAAGGCUUGUCGGCGUUGACUUAUGCCAGUGAAAGUCAGGACAUGAAGGCCCCCUUAGCUACCUUGGCCCUCUUGUGGUACCACACGGUGGUGCAGCCCUUCUUCGCUCUGGAUGGCGCAGACACACUGUCGGGGUUAACAGAGGCCAAAUCCAUUCUCCGGCAAAGGGAGGCCACCUACCCAAACUCCUCCCUCUUCAUGUUUUUUAAAGGCAGAGUUCAGCGCCUCGAGUGCCAGAUCAGCCGUGCCUUGACGUCCUUCGGCGAUGCCUUAGACCUUGCAUCCGGCCAGCGGGAGAUUCAGCACGUGUGUUUAUAUGAAAUAGGUUGGUGCAGCAUGAUUGAGCUGAACUUCAGAGACGCCUACAAGGCCUUUGAGCGACUGAAGAAUGAGUCCCGCUGGUCCCAGUGCUACUACGCCUAUUUGACUGGAGCGUGCCAAGGAGCCACAGGGGAUCUGGAGGGAGCCACGGCUGUCUUCCAAAGCGUUCAGAGACUUUUCAGGCGCAAGAACAACCAGAUCGAGGUGUUUUCCAUGAAGAGGGCCGAGAAACUGAAGAGUUCCAGUCUGUCCAAAGAACUGUGUAUUCUGGCUGUGAUCGAAAUCCUUUACCUGUGGAAAGCUCUGCCCAACUGCUCCACCGCCAACUUGCAGACUAUGGCAGAAGUGCUGCAGGGAAUCGAUGACACCUCGUGUGCAGGCCUGAAGAACCUGCUUCUUGGUGCUACAAGCAAAUGUCUUCAUAAUACCAAAGAUGCCAUUCAGUAUUUCCAUCUAGCUGCCAGGGACGAGGUUGGACAUCUGAGCAACUCUUACGUUCAGCCGUACUCGUGCUAUGAAAUGGGCUGUGUGCUCCUGAACGCCUCAGAGUCGGCUGGAAAAGGUCGAAUGCUACUACUACAAGCUAAGGAGGAGUACGCAGGUUACGACUUUGAAAACAGGCUCCAUGUACGUAUUCAUUCGGCUCUGGCCUCCACCAAGGCUGCAGCGCAAUCCUGACGCGACACUUCAGUCUGCAGGAUGAUGUCUCCACAAAGCCACAACAACGUCACCGCUGAGUGAUUUCAGUUUUUGUCUUAUUGUUUUCCACACAAUGCGCCACUGCUUUGUUUUGCAGCAUGCGCAAUAUUCAGAGCAGGUGUUCUGCAGGAGAACAGUCACAGGAGCUGUUCUGUUAUUAUUGUAAAGUUUUUUCACCCUGAUAUUUUAUUUUUUUUUAGAGAAUGCAGCGAACAUCAGUUAAGUUAUUGUUUACGUUACAAUUUUGAAAAAAUGCCGUGUAAUUUUAAAAACAGUCGGCAGACAUUUGGUGUAAAAUGUGCUAUUUUAAUCUUUAAUUUUCAGGCAAGUCUGUUCUCGUUAAGUAUUUGUUUGGCUUCUUAUUUUAAGAUUCUUUUUGUAACGCUGCACUUUUUGUAACGGGGGUUUGAAAAAUCUAUGGGCACAAGUAUGAAAACAGUAUUUUUAUUUUGACAAUGGGCUGCGUUCACAUUACGGGUUGAAGUGACCCGACUGAUUGUUAAGGUGUUUACUGAGAAAAUACUGAUUUAUUAUUAUUUUUAUUUACACUUAACUGCAGUUUGCAGCUGUAGCGUGUGCAGGACUAAUAGAGAGUUAAAGUAGUGACGGAUUUAAGUAUUCUUUGUGCAAUGGGUUAGCUUGACUACUCGCUGUAGCCGCCAGUUCUACAGUGACAAGUUUUUCGUACUUGCUACUACGUGGGGUUAUUGACUUUGGGAUUUGAACAUGUUGAAGUUUUUUUUUGUGAAAACAGAUUUUUGAAAACAGUUCUGCACUUGACAGGUUUAGUUUUUUUUUUUUUUUUGUAAUAAAAUUUUGAAAUUGUUCAGUCAGUUGUUAAAUCAGCCAUCUUAGCGAACAUUAAUAUGGGCAAAAGCUGUUUUGUUAGCAAUAAGGCAGUGUGGAACUCUUAUAUAUUAAUUGUUUUUCUUCUACCUUCAUACUGUUAUUCCGUGACUGUCCCUGUGCUGCUGUAACAUCGUAAAUUUCCAAGUCGUGGGACUAUUAAAGGAUUAUCUUAUCUUAAUUUUAAA